AUGUCCUCAAAAGUUGUUCAGCCUACCUGGUACAAGCCAGAUUCUUCAAAGAUAAAUGGAGAUAAACCUGUUUUAAAGUUGUAUAACUCGCUCACAAGAUCAAAAGAUGAAUUUAUCCCAGUUGACCAAAAAAGAAACCAAAUAACCUGGUAUUCUUGUGGCCCUACUGUUUAUGAUUCUUCUCAUAUGGGCCAUGCGAGAAAUUACGUAACAAUUGAUAUAAAUAGAAGAAUCUUGUCAAAUUUUUUCAAUUACGAUAUCAAGUUUGUUCAAAAUGUUACUGAUAUUGAUGACAAAAUUAUAACAAGAGCAAGACAAAAUUUUCUUUUUCAAUCUCAUGUUAUUGAAAAAUUCAACACCAUUGACGAUACCCUAAUUAAGCUAUCUUUGGACUCAAUUCAAUCAUACAUUGUAAAGAAUAUUAACAAACUAGUCAAUAAAGAUUUGUCUUUGGAAAGUCCAGAAAACAAUUUCUCAAAUUUUUUAACUUGGUUAGAUUCAAUCAAUGUAGCAGAAUUUACAUUGAAGUCUGAAAAAUUUCCAAUGUAUAUAAAACAAAUAAAAUUGGCUAUUUAUUCUAUUAAAGAAUUUAAAAACUUGCCGAUAUCCGAAUUUUCAGAAAAUCUAAAAGAUAUAGUUUCUCCAAUAUUGGAUUCAAAAUAUGGCUCAACUGUAUCAGAUCCAGAUUUAUUUAGACAAUUACCGGCUUAUUGGGAGAACCAAUUUGAUCAAGACAUGACUAAAUUAAACGUUUUGCCUCCAACUGUGAAAACCAGGGUAUCUGAAUAUGUUCCCCAAAUCGUUGAUUUUGUUAGCAAAAUUAUUGAUAAAGGCUACGGUUAUGCAACUUCUGACGGUUCAGUUUAUUUUGAUACUGCUAGGUUUGACUCUUCACCAAACCAUGACUAUGCUAAAUUGCAACCAUGGAAUAAAGGUAAAUUGGAUUUGAUUGAAGAUGGUGAAGGUUCUUUAUCUGUUUCAAAUACCACAGGUAAAAAAUCACCAAACGAUUUUGCCCUUUGGAAAGCUUCAAAGCCAGGAGAACCAUUUUGGUCUUCUCCUUGGGGUCAAGGUAGACCAGGCUGGCAUAUUGAAUGUUCUGUCAUGGCUUCCGAUAUUUUAGGUUCUAACAUUGAUAUUCAUUCAGGAGGUAUUGAUUUGGCAUUUCCUCAUCAUGAUAAUGAAUUGGCACAAUCUGAGGCUUGCUUUGACUGCAAGCAGUGGAUCAAUUAUUUUUUGCACACUGGUCAUUUGCACAUCGAGGGGCAAAAAAUGAGUAAAUCUUUGAAAAAUUUUAUCACUAUUGAUGAAGCACUAAAAUCUCAUUCAUCAAAGCAAUUAAGAUUAGCAUUUGCAAUGUGCCAAUGGAACAAUCAAUUAGAUUUUAAAACAAGUUUGUUGGCAGAAGUUGAAAGUGUUGAAAAAAAUCUUGAUAAAUUCUUCACAAACAUAAGAUCUCAUAAUAAUGAAUAUUUAGCUAAAGUAUCCAAGGGAGAAAUAGUUUCCGAGACUUUGAGGGAUGAUGAUAAAAUUCUUUUUGGUGAAUUGGAGAAAACCAAACUAAAGAUAUACGAACAGUUUUGUGAUAAUUUAUCAACUCCAUUAGUGAUUAGAUCUAUUGUUGAAUUGGUCACAAUAACCAAUAAUUAUUUAUCCAUUUAUAAACAUGAUUUUAGAAUUAGGAUUCUUUUGGAAAUUACAAGAUAUAUUACCAAAAUUUUAGAUAUAAUUGGUUUUGAAACUCGAAAGGACCAAUUAGGGUGGGAAGAUAUAUCUUUAUCUUUAUCUACUUUGAAUAACUCAGCUUCUUCUCAAGAAGAAUAUGUUUUGCCAUUUAUUCAACUAAUCAAUGAUAUUCGUGAUGAAAUUAGAACUAUAGGAAUUGAAUCAAAACACUCGAGAUUGCUUGAUUUAUCUGACAGAAUUCGUGAUAAAGAUUUAUUGAAUUUAGGGAUUGGUUUAGAUGAUAGAAAUGGACAAAAAGCAUUAAUCAAAUUUUUAUCAAGCAAUGAGAAAAGAGAUUUAAUAAAGUUACGUGAUGAAAAAGAAAAAGUUCAACAAGAAAAAUUAAAUAAAAAGUUAGCCCAGUUAAAGUUAAAAGAAGAGCAAGAGAAAAUAAAAAGAAACAAAGAAAAGGUAAAUCCUAUUGAUGAGUGGGACAAUGAUGGAAUUCCCACAAAAACCCAAGAAGGAGUGGAGAUUACUAAAAGCGCAAGAAAAAAACUAAUCAAGCAAUGGCAACAACAGAAAAAAUUAUAUGAAAAUUAUUUAAAGCUGCAGUAG
Ascoidea rubescens DSM 1968 is the source of this 2283-nucleotide messenger RNA. RefSeq names its product cysteine--tRNA ligase (gene CRS1). Gene Ontology annotation, cellular component: cytoplasm. The record is from RefSeq and is a predicted model, not a curated record. The coding region runs from base 1 to 2283 and encodes 760 amino acids. NCBI's taxonomy places the organism in Eukaryota, Fungi, Ascomycota, Saccharomycetes, Ascoideales, Ascoideaceae. The transcript is spliced from 2 exons. Gene Ontology annotation, molecular function: cysteine-tRNA ligase activity; ATP binding. Gene Ontology annotation, biological process: cysteinyl-tRNA aminoacylation.